This is a messenger RNA of Exophiala mesophila, 1833 nucleotides long. RefSeq lists its product as uncharacterized. The record is from RefSeq and is a predicted model, not a curated record. The transcript has 3 exons. Gene Ontology annotation, cellular component: cytosol. Lineage: Eukaryota; Fungi; Ascomycota; Eurotiomycetes; Chaetothyriales; Herpotrichiellaceae. Gene Ontology annotation, biological process: L-aspartate biosynthetic process. Bases 240 to 1631 code for a protein of 463 amino acids. Gene Ontology annotation, molecular function: pyridoxal phosphate binding; L-aspartate:2-oxoglutarate transaminase activity.
CCUCUUAACUUGACCGGCUCUUCGGAUAAAAGAUUCAACCUUGAUGGUGAAAUUCGAUCGGGCUUAGGGACGUCAGCUAAAGAACCCUGCAUAACGAGUCACACUUCCGUUCCUCCACACGUCCAGGCCUGCUACACUUGCGCAAAUCAGUCACGCCCGCUUGACUCGCGCAGUCUGCAGUCGCUCUUGUCUAUUCGGGCCAGUCUCAAAAAACAAAAUCGUAACAUUCGUCUUUCGACAUGUCCUCAUCCUCACCGCCAAAGCCAUCUUCCUCCUCCUCCCUUCGAUCGUCUCCCUCCUCAUCUUCCUCUAACUCGGUCCAUUCAUCUUCCCCAUCACACACGGCUGCCCGUUUGACUCAGAUUCAACGUCACACCAUGGGUUCUUCCGUCGCCGACACCAUCUUCACCGAGGAUGUUGUUCCUCAAGCCCCUGAGGAUCCUCUCUUCGGAUUGAUGGCUGCCUAUCGAAAAGAUACUUCUGACAAGAAAGUCGAUCUGGGUAUUGGUGCCUAUCGUGACAACAACGCGAAACCCUGGGUGUUGCCCGUGGUCAAGAAGGCUGAUGACCUUCUUCGCAAUGAUCCCAACUUGAACCACGAGUAUCUUCCCAUCGCUGGUCUCGCCGAGUUCACUGCCGCCGCCCAAAAGUUGAUCUUGGGUUCAGAUAGCCCCGCCAUCAAGGAAGGACGAGUCACUUCAUUACAAACCGUCUCAGGCACUGGCGCUGUCCAUCUGGGUGGCCUGUUCCUCUCCAAGUUCCUGCCCAAACCUACUCCCACUAUCUACCUCUCAUCACCCACAUGGGCCAACCACAACCAGAUCUUCACCAACGUCCACCUGCCAAUCGCCAAUUACCCAUACUUCUCCGCAAAGACCAAAGGCCUUGACUGCCAGGGACUCCUCUCCACCUUGUCCUCCGCCAAGGAAGGUUCAAUAGUCCUCCUACAUGCCUGCGCCCAUAAUCCCACUGGUGUUGACCCGGCGCCAGAAGAAUGGAAACAAAUCGCCCAAGUUGUCCGAGAACGCAAUCUCUUCCCCUUUUUCGAUUGCGCAUACCAGGGUUUCGCUUCGGGAAAUCUCGCACAGGAUAACUGGGCCAUCCGUUACUUCGUGGAGCAAGGCUUCGAAUUGAUCAUCGCCCAGUCGUUCGCAAAGAACUUUGGUCUCUAUGGUGAACGAGCAGGUGCCUUCCACUUUGUCGCUGGCCCUGGCGAUAAGGCUCAGGACAUCACCAAACGAGUCGCCUCUCAACUCGCCAUUCUCCAACGUUCAGAGAUCUCAAACCCUCCAGCCUAUGGCGCCCGUAUUGCCAGUCUGGUUCUGAACGACCCAGCCCUCUUCGCCGAGUGGGAGGAAGACCUGAAGACCAUGUCCGGUCGCAUCAUCCAACAACGAAAAGCCCUCAAAGCCGAGCUCGAUAGACUGGGUACCCCAGGAAACUGGGAACACAUCACCAGUCAAAUCGGCAUGUUCAGUUUCACUGGCAUCACCGAGAAACAAGUCCUGGCUAUUCGCGAGAAAUGGCAUGUCUAUAUGACCAAGAACGGUCGUAUCAGCAUGGCUGGUCUCAACACCCACAAUGUGAAAUACUUUGCUGAGGCCUUGGACGAUGUCGUCAGACAUGACUGAGAGAUGAAAGUCUGGUUCCAGAUAAUUCACUCGGGUAGAUUGACCUCGACUCGACUGGACCCGACAAAGUCUCCCUGUAUGUAUCUUACGCUUUUCAUUUCUUAUAUCACAUCACGUCACGUGACGGCCAUCCAUCAACGGAUAGACAAAACAAACAGGCAGAUAGAAUGAAAUGAUAUGUUUGCCAGACUUGUUCCUAGUA